Molecule: messenger RNA, 819 nt
Organism: Nematocida ausubeli
Lineage: Eukaryota; Fungi; Microsporidia
Exons: 1
Coding region: 1-819 (272 amino acids)
Biological process (GO): attachment of GPI anchor to protein; proteolysis; protein localization to cell surface
Cellular component (GO): GPI-anchor transamidase complex
Molecular function (GO): GPI-anchor transamidase activity
Source: RefSeq, a predicted model, not a curated record
AUGAUUAUAAUUCGUGUACUGCUGCUGGUGUAUGGGGUUAUGUGCAGUAAUAAGGCUAUCUUGAUUGACUGCUCCUGGCAGUACGAGAAUUACAGGCACUUCUCUAAUGUCAUUGCACUGCAAAGUCUCCUGGAAGGAAAUGGAUUCUCACCAAGUGACAUCUCUGUGUACUUCAAGGAUGACUUACUCGAUGACAAAAGAAUGCGUGUGCAGAGCAUACAAACAGAUCACUUCACAUUGGUAAAGGGUGUUGAUUAUACGCCCAUCCACAGGAAUACUUCAUAUUUUGAAAUUCUCAAUAUGAUAUCCGGGCAGGACUCAGUUCUCCUGGGGGCAAACGAAGAAACAAAUCUUCUGAUUUACAUGACAGGACAUGGGGGUGAUGGCUUCAUAAAAUACUGCAACAGAAAGUACUUUUACACGGACGACAUAACAAAUGCAAUAAUUAAACUGCAGAAAAUAAGACAGUUAAAGAGUAUACUGUUCAUUGCUGACACCUGCCAAGCAGACACGCUCAUUGAUGAAACAAAACUUCCAAAAAAUGUGACCUUUAUUUCUACGAGUUUGAAGGGAGAAUCUUCCCACUCCACUACAUUCAGUUCUGCCUUGAACGUAUUCCCAAUUGACUUAUUUGUGAUGCACCUGCAUAGACUUGCAAAGGAGAAGAAAAUUCAGCCAAAAGAGACUAUUUCAAGGCUAAUUCAGAAGGAAAUGCCAGUAGACCUAAUUAAGUCAACUGUAUCUGUAAGAGGCCCUGAUAUUUUCCUGUAUGAUUUUAUCUUCCAGAAAGACAGAUUCCUUGGGUCUUUGUAUUUGUAG